CUUGGAACAACUUGAGUCAAAAGAAAAGAUUCACACAGUGGACUGUUACAUAAAAUCACUCAAGAGGAGAGACCUAACAGCUAAGACUGAAAAGAAAGACGAUUGUUUGGCAAAAUGGAUUAUAAUUCAGAAAUUAUCCGGGAGAAUAAUCCUAUGGAUAGUCUUGAGAAGCAGUUAAUCUGCCCUAUUUGUCUGGAAAUGUUCAACAAGCCUGUGGUAAUCCUACCAUGCCAGCACAACUUGUGUAGAAAGUGUGCCAAUGAUGUGUUCCAGGCUGGUAACCCAUAUUGGUCAACAAGGAGUUCAGUUUCUGGGGGGCGAUUCCGCUGCCCAACCUGUCGUCAUGAAGUGAUCCUAGAUCGUCAUGGAGUAUAUGGUCUCCAGAGAAACUUGCUGGUGGAAAACAUAAUAGAUAUUUACAAACAGGACUGUACUAGUCGACCUGAAAAGAAGGAAAACCAUCCAAUGUGUGAGAAGCAUGAAGAUGAAAAAAUAAACAUUUAUUGUCUCAGCUGCCAGGUGGCAACAUGCUCUAUGUGCAAAGUGUUUGGAGUUCAUAAAGACUGUGAUGUGUCUCCCCUCCAGAACGUCUACCAGAGUCAGAAGACAGAGCUGAAUAGCAGCAUAUCAAUGCUGGUAGCGGGUAAUGAUAGAAUUCAGUGUAUUCUUAGCCAGCUGGAAGAAUCAUGCAAAACUAUACAGGAGAACAGUAAAAGUAAAAAGGAGCAUGUGAAUGAGAUGUUUGAGACACUGUCCAGGUGCCUGGAGGAAAAAAAGACACAUUUGGUCCAGCAGAUUUCACAAGCUGAGGAAGAGAAGUUGAACAUUGUGCGUUCUCUCAUUGUUCGGUGUCAGCAACAGCUCCAAUCCUCUUCCAAUGAGCUACAGAAUGCUUUUCAAGCUAUGGAGCAGACUGGACCUGCUAACUUUCUUCUGGAGUCCAAACAGCUUAUUAAAAAACUAAUGGAAGCAUCCAAAGGCUGCCAAUUGGAGAAGACUGAACUUGGAUUUGAAAAUAUGGAUCAGUUCACCUUGGACAUGGAACAUGUCAGCCAGUGUCUGAGAAACAUUGAUUUCAGUGCAAACUGUGAUGAGGAUGAGGAAGAGGAUAUAGAGGAAUUUGAAGAAACUGAAGAAGACACACAUGAAGGGCAGCAAGAAUUGCAGGACAGGGAAAGCAUCUGAGAAGAAGAGUGUGGGAAGGAUCUGUCAUACUCUCCCUGAGAGCAGGGAAAGGGGACAAUACAUGAGACUGGUGGAAAGAGAGCCUGCGGGCAAUGACUCAGGACUGCUGCUAAUGACCAGAAGACUUGCAUUCUAGGUCAUCAUGAUGUAUAUAUUUAUUGAAAUAUAUUUUAUAUUUGCGAUGGGUGCUGGUUAUUUGGGUCGAUCCAUAAGUCCUAGGGACUAAUGUUACCUGGAGGGCAGGAGGAAAGAAGUGGUAACACCACAUGGUGAAUCCCAAUUUUGUGUGAUACAAUUUCACUGCCUUUCUUUUGCAUCUUAAUAAAUAAAAGUUGGUGUUAAUGAUAUUCAUGUGCAAGCUUGUUUAUAUUAGAUUAUAUAUUAUAUUUAUAAUGUUUAUAUAUCAGAUUAUUAUAAUUAUAUAAUUCAUUUCUCUCACACUGGAUAUUGUAUGAAAUCCUAGUACUUUACAGCUAAAGGGAAAGCCCAAAUCACUUCGCAUUUUAAGUACAGGUAUUGCAUCUGUUAUCCAAAAACCUGUUAUCCCGAAAGCUCCAGAAAGGCCAUCUCCCAUAGACUCCAUUUUAAUAAAAUAAAUAACAUUUGAAAAAAUGAUUUCCUUUUUCUCUGUAAUAAUAAAGCAGUUGGUACUUGAUCACAA
Xenopus laevis (African clawed frog) is the source of this 1846-nucleotide messenger RNA. It is a transcript of the gene trim63.S, whose product is annotated as tripartite motif containing 63 S homeolog. Lineage: Eukaryota; Metazoa; Chordata; Amphibia; Anura; Pipidae. The record is from RefSeq and is marked provisional. Gene Ontology annotation, cellular component: Z disc. Gene Ontology annotation, molecular function: zinc ion binding.